Nelumbo nucifera (sacred lotus) is the source of this 1400-nucleotide messenger RNA. RefSeq names its product ATG8-interacting protein 1-like. Gene Ontology annotation, cellular component: intracellular membrane-bounded organelle. The record is from RefSeq and is a predicted model, not a curated record. NCBI's taxonomy places the organism in Eukaryota, Viridiplantae, Streptophyta, Magnoliopsida, Proteales, Nelumbonaceae.
UUCCGUAAUUACCGGUCGAACUGGUUUUCCUUUAUCUCUUACCGAGAAUACGGUAUAAAAUGCUUUUGUCUGUGCAGCAGCUGACCCAGACAGUUUUCGUCGCCUGAACUUCGUCGGAGAACCCCGAAAAACUUUUUUUUCCAUUUUAUUCCUCGCCGGAGAUUUUCCGACGAUACCGUAGUCGUAGGGAGCAUAAAAUUUUCAAGAUGGCAGAUGAUGAGAAGGAGGGAUCUGAGACUACUACCCGUGGGGCUGAAUGGGAAGUUGUGUCACUUACAGCCUCAACAUAUGCUGCUGCCCCUGGUCCUGAAGGAUUUGAACCAAACAAUGAUGUGAAGGGGAAUGGUGUCUAUGGGAAUGAAGAUGAAGACUCUCGUGCCUUGUUCAGGUCUGGUCACUUUGUAUUUCCACCUAGCCAGCAUGAAAAUCUGCCAUUAGAGCCUGAUAAUAGCGAGAUCCAUGAUGGACCCAGUGGUGAAGACAUGCGUUUUAAUGAGGAACCUGGAAUUGAUGUGGAGGAAGGCACUAGAUCAAGUGUGAAAAAUGAAGACAAUUUGGAUAUCGAAGGGUUGGCGGUACCGGAUGAUUUGCCUGGGAUUCAAUUCUUUGAUGAAAAGGGUAAUAGGUUAUCUGUUCAUGCCACAGAGUUUGAGGAAGGUACUGCUUUGCAAGGGAUAAAUUUGGUCCAUGAGGAGCAGAGCAUAUAUACCACAUCUAAGUUUAGUUCCUUACAAGGUGAAGCAGAUAUUGGUGGGUCUACUUUGUAUGAUGACAAAGUAGUUACAUCUGACAAUGAUCCUUCCAAGCGAAGCUUUGGUUCUGCUUCAGAUUUGUCAAGGUCAUUAGAUCCUACAAAAGAAAACAAGUUUAAUGGGUCUGGCCUUCCCUGUGAAGCAUGGUGGAAGAGACGGGUGGCUUCUUUGUAUUCUCAUGCAAAGCAGGCAAAUGCAUUUUGGUCUGUUUUUGUUGCUGCUUCUUUGAUGGGUCUGGUAAUUCUUGGGCAGCGGUGGCAGCAGGAAAGAUGGCAAAUUCAACAGCUUAAGUGGCAGUUCAGCAUCAGUGAUGAGAAGAUGAACCGAAUGCUGGGUCCAAUUUCUCGAUUUAAAGAUGUGAUUGUGGGUGGCCAUCGUCGGGGUUCAGCGAUCAAGGGCAGCACUGCCGCCGAGCGUUAGGAUGAUGACGAAAAAAGAGGGGGGGAGGGGGUGAUAUGCUGUUCAUUCUCUUAUUCUUCUAACUGUAAGAUACAUCUAUUCCGUUGACAUGAUAUUAUUUAUCAUGGUUCAGUUAUUAUUGUGCUUAGCAGUGGGCACUUUGGUAUAUAACUGUUUUACUUGCAAAGCCUUGGGAUUUAUGGAGAAACAAAAAAAAAAACUUUUACUGGAUGAAGGGUCUUUUUCUUC